Messenger RNA from Pimephales promelas (fathead minnow), 2963 nucleotides. NCBI's taxonomy places the organism in Eukaryota, Metazoa, Chordata, Actinopteri, Cypriniformes, Leuciscidae. The record is from RefSeq and is a predicted model, not a curated record.
GAUUGGAAUGUGUUCUAAAAGUGAUGUCACAGUAGCACUAGCCUACUGGUCAACUGUCAACUGAAGCACAUUUUCACACUUUCUCUUCAUUUCUUUGCUGACUACUUUCUACUGGCAUUCAUUGCAUUGUAGUUAUUUAGCAUUUGAAAAUGGGUGUAAACUUUUCAUGCGUUAAAUGUGUAGAUGUUUCUUACAAUGGAGAAAAUUUACAGAAAAAACAGAAACGCAAGAAGAAGGAAAAAACCAUCAAGACCAGCUCAUAUCAAGAUCAGACUUCUCAGCAAGUCACCUGUACCAGUGCUGUUGAAGUCCUCAUCGUUGCUGAGGACCCUGGUCAUGUACAAGUCGAUGAUGAGUGGAGUGACGCCGCCUUCCAGGCCUUAGUCGGUGAUUCGUCGGAAUGGGGUGCCGACGUCAUCAACUCUUUGAGCUGUGUCUAUAGUGUUGGCGUCCUCCAAGCCACAGUAUGUGCCACAUCUGACGAUAGCGUUCCAGUUCAAGAUGUGGCCUACUAUAGAGCAAAUGUCCCUCGAGUACCAGCCCGAGAUGUGGCAGACUGCAGCGUGGAUGUCCCCCAAGUCCCAGUGAGCACCACAUCAGCUCCAGGCUUGGAGACGGGUGACUGCUGUUUUGAUGUCCCUCCCGGUCCAGACCAAGAUGUGGCAGACUACAGCGUGGAUGUCCCCCAAGUCCCAGUGAGCACCACAUCAGCUCCAGGCUUGGAGACGGGUGACUGCUGUUUUGAUGUCCCUCCCGUUCCAGACCAAGAUGUGGCAGACUGCAGCGUGGAUGUCCCUCAGGUCCCAGUGAGCACCACAUCAGCUCCAGGCUUGGAGACGGGUGACUGCUGUUUUGAUGUCCCUCCAGUUCCAGUCUGUGCAAUAUCAGACUCGAGUGAUGAUCUCCCUCCAGUUACAUUCUGCGUCAGCUCAAGCUCUAGUGAUGAUCUCCGUUCAGUUCCAGCCUCGCCCUGGGCAAUAGAGGACUGUGAAUGUGAUCUCCCUCCAAUUCCAGCUUGUUCCUGGGCAACAUCAGACUCUAGUGACGAUCUCCCUCCAGUUUCAGCCUGGUCAAUAUCAGACUGUUUUGUCGAACGGACAUCUCAGUUGAAGCAAUUGGAGGAAAAUGAGAUUAUUAACGUCGGUUCCCACAGCUAUAAAAUCGUCAGGAAUCUCGGUGGAGGAAGCGUUUAUGCAGGGAUUCGCUUGACAGAUGGCCUUGAGGUGGCGCUGAAAAUCGCUGGCAACGUGGGUGUACAUUGGAUGCGCGUUGAGGAUUGUACUGAACUUGUUCCGAAGGAGAUCGCUCUGCUAAUUCGUGCCAAGAAAGGCAUCAAGGUUCCAGAGAUCAUCCAGCUUCUGGACUGGGUCGUAGAGCCAGAACGAUACGUCAUGGUUCUGGAGUAUCCAACACCCUGUGAGGACUUGGACAAAUUUCUAUGCCGCCACAACGGGAUCAUCGAAGAGAACAUGGCAAAGGUUAUAAUGUGUCAGGCAACUCUCGCCGCUCAGAUAUGCUGCCGACGGGGAGUGUUGCACCGUGGCAUAAAGCCGGAAAACCUGCUCAUCAACCCGAACUCCCUGGAUGUCAAGUUGAUUGACUUCGGCUGCGGCGAAAUCCUGUCUGAUGAGGGAUACACAAUCUUUGCCGGCACAAUAGAGCACUGCCCCCCUGAGUACAUUACCAACGGCGAGUAUCACGGGAAACCAGCAACAGUUUGGUCGCUCGGGUUGCUGAUGUUUAGACUGCUGCAAGGACGAUUUCCAGAGCAAGAUGAUUUGGAUGAUCUCAAUGAUAAUAACUGGGUCAAAGAUGGCUUGUCACAAGAAUGCUCCGAAUUACUAUGCUGUCUCCUGCAAAUCAACCCAGAGACGCGGCUUGAAUUGGACAACAUCUGUGUCCACGACUGGUUUACGUGUUCAAAUAAUCCACCUGAGGAUAAGACGGUUAUUGACGUCGGUUUACACAGCUAUGAAAUCGUCAGGAUGCUCGGUCAAGGUGGCUUUGGAAGCGUUUAUGCAGGGAUUCGCUUGACAGAUGGCCUUGAGGUGGCGCUGAAAUUCGCUGACAUCAUGGGUACAGAUUGGAUCUACAUUGAGGAUUGUCCUGAACCUGUUCCGAAGGAGAUCGCUCUGCUGAUUCUUGCCAAGAAAGGCAUCAGGAUUCCCGAGAUCAUCCAGCUUCUGGACUGGGUCGUAGAGCCAGAAAGAUACAUCAUGGUUCUGGAGUAUCCAACACCUUGUGAGGACUUGAUCAAAUUUCUAUGCCGACACAACGGGAUCAUCGAAGAGAGCAUAGCAAAGGUUAUAAUGUGUCAGGCAACUCUCGCCGCUCAGAUGUGCUGCCGACGGGGAGUGUUGCACCGUGACGUAAAGCUAGAAAACCUGCUCAUCAACCCGGACUCCCUGGAUGUCAAGUUGAUUGACUUCGGCUGCGGAGAAAUCCUGUCUGAUGAGGGAUACACAUCCUUUGCCGGCACAAAAGAGUACUGUCCCCCUGAGUACAUUACCAACGGCGAGUAUCACGGGAAACCAGCAACAGUUUGGUCGCUCGGGAUACUGAUGUUUACACUGCUGCAAGGACGAUUUCCAGAGCAAGAAGAUUUGGACAAUCUCAAUGAUAAUAACUGGGUGAAAGAUGGCUUGUCACAAGAAUGCUGCGAAUUACUAUGCGGUCUCCUGCGAAUCAACCCAGAGACACGGCUUGAAUUGGACAACAUCUGUGUCCACAACUGGUUUAACUAGUUUAUGAAAUAAAAUUUAUUUAUUAAUUUAUUUAUUUAUUCAUUUAUUCUCUUUACUCUCUUCCUCCAUAUCCACCUGCCAGUAUCCUGACUGCAAAUCCAAUGUGCUGAACCAGGUGGCGUCAUCCAUGGAUUCCAGGAUGUCAUGAAUAAGCAACAUUGGAUAAGCUUCAGGUAUGGUAUUGAAGCUUAAAACAGUUUUUUCCAAUAAAUAAAUGAU